UCCAACCUGCAGGGUUUUAGGCUAGACCUGCUAAAAUUUGCUCCGGUGGAAAACCUUCUUUUUUCACCCGUUUGUAGUGAUGACACAGUGGAUGUACGUCGUUGAUGCUGCUCUCUCCAUGUCCUCUUUUUUCUUUAACUAGCGGAAGGUUCCCUCUACAAUUAUGGAGUUUUAGACACCUAAGUGCAGAUUUUGGGGGGAGGGGCUCCUUUCCCCUCAAGUUUGGUGGUUGGACUGCUGGAUGAGAAGGUCAGCGGUUGGAGAGUUGUUGAUAUUUUUGCCUUUUGUAAACUAUUGAAGAAUAUAUAAAGGAGUAAAACAAACUUAUUUUUGCUAACACUUAAAUGUACUUUGUAUAAAGCACAAAAGAGGUUUUGUAUUUAUUGAAUUCUUGAUGCCAUUGUAUCCUACAAGCACCUUAGGUUGUGUUCAGUUUCUGGUCGACAUGGUGGACUAAAACAAGUCACCGAAAGGACCUGGGGUUGCUAGGGUGCGGUGGAACCUCAACACAAGCACAAUUCUAGCACCCCACAACCAUCUCGGCCUUUUGUGAAUACUUUUUUUUUUUUAAAUUAUUUUCUACUUUCUUCUCAGAGAGCAGCUCUGUUAUAAUAUGAGAGGUUAGAGUUUUCAGUUUGUUACCUCAUUGUAUUUUUGAAGGUUUUUUUUGGCAAUUUUGGGUAGUGGGCAAUCAGAAGGACUGUAAUACACAGUGUGAAGAGUGAGUAGCGUCCAGGAUGAGUCUGGCACAGCCGAACUGCACCACCAAAUGCCGCUCGGAGCAGCAUGCGGGCGAAGUGGUGGCGGCGCUGACGGGCGGCUCCGAGGGGCAGCUCCGGGCGUUCCUGACGGCGCACUGCCACAACGCGGCCACGCUGCGGGACGCCUUCGGCCGCUCGGCGCUGCACAUGGCGGCCUCUGUGGGAAAGAAGGCCCUGAUGGAGUGGCUGCUGGAGAGUAAAGGCGCCGAAGCCACGGUGAAGGAUAAGGAAUCCGGUUGGACCGCUCUGCAUCGCAGCGCCUUCUACGGACAGAUCCACUGCCUCAUAUCAUUGGUCAAGUUUCAGCAUGGAUGCCUCCUGUCGACCCAGGACAAGGAGGGUCUCUCUGUUCUGGACUUAACGAUGAAGGAUCGACCGGCGCAUGUCAUCUUUAAAAAUACCGACCCGACUGAAGUAUACACAUGGGGAAACAAUACUAAUUUCAGUCUUGGCCAUGGUAAUCAGGAGAGCCGGCAGCACCCGGAGCUGGUGGAUGUGUUUGCGAGGACCGGGGUUUACAUCAAACAGGUGGUCCUGUGCAAGUUCCACUCUGUGUUCCUGUCUCAGAAAGGCCAAGUGUUCACCUGUGGACAUGGACAAGGAGGUCGACUGGGCCACGGAGAUGAGCAGACAUAUCUGGUUCCUCGGAUGGUGGAGGGUCUGAUGUCUCAUCACUGCUCUCGGGUGGCGGCGGCUAAAGACCACACGGUGGUGCUGACUGAGGAAGGCUACGUUUACACCUUUGGCCUUAACACCUUCCACCAACUGGGUCUGACUCCUCCUCCUGCCUCUGCACAUGUCCCUAAACAGGUGUUCUCCAAGAUGCUGAAAGGCAGGACGGUGAUCGGAGUGGCUGCAGGACGGUUCCACACGGUGCUGUGGACCAGGGAGGCUGUCUAUACCAUGGGCCUUAACGGAGGGCAGCUGGGUUACCUACUGGACCCCAACGGAGAGAAGUGUGUGACGGCUCCAAGGCAGGUUUCAGCCCUUCACCACAAGGAAGCGUCCAUCGCCAUGGCAGCAGCCAGUGAUGGAGCGACGGUGGUUGUGACUGAAAAGGGAGACGUCUACCUGUUGGCAGAAUACCAGUGCAAAAAAAUGGCUUCUAGGCAGCUGAACAUCAAGAAGGUUCUGGUCAGUGGAGGCAGUCUAGACCACCGAGUGGACCCACAGCUCCUGAAUGAGGGUGGAGGGGAAAAGGUCACCAUCCUGGCUUUGGAUGAAGCUGGAAGGGUGUUUUGCUGGCGUUCCUCUGGCAGCUCAGUGAGACAGUGCCGGUGGGCGUAUGGGCGUCAGGUUUUCAUGUCGGACAUUGCUCUCAGCAAAAACGGCAUGAUGUUUGUGACUCAAGAGGGGGAGGGCUUCAGCGGUGUGUGGGCCAGAGAAUACAAGAAGUAUGGAGAGAAGAAAGAGGGCAGUGUGGAGGUUUGUGGACACUCAGAUACUGUGACGCUGUAUGAGAGGAUCCGCCUGGAGAAGCUGCCCUACGUCCACAGAGCCGUCAGCAUCACCAUGGACUCCAAAGGCCGGAACUUUGGAGUCCUUCAGUCCGAUCCCAAAACCAGCUUGUACGAGGUCCCCAGCGUUUCUCCGUCCUCCUUCUUCCAACACUUCCAGAGCCUUCUGGACGACGCCGACGAAACGGACAACAUUCACGACGUGACGCUUCAGGCCGGAAACCGCACCUUCCCGGCCCACAAAUACAUCCUGUCCUCACGCUCCGAGUUUUUCCACAAACAGUUCGCGGUCAAACGCUGUGCAAUCGACGAAGAGCUGGAUAAAGAGGUGAGGAGGAGCGAAGACGCCGUGGGCUGUGACCUGCUGAUAUUGGAGAAGGUCCCCCCCGACAUGUUGGAAUACGCACUGCGCUUCAUCUACACAGACUCAUGUGAGCUCCUGGUCCACGGGGCCCGGCCCAGGGUCUCAGGGGUCCUCACAGGCCAGAAUCAGGACUCGGAACAGGAGAGGCUUAUCAGCAGCCUCCAGGACUUGGACCUGCGAGGGCGCUCGGCUUUCGACGUCUACCACUCCCUUCCCCCUCCGACCAAAGCAGACGGCGACAAGACCAAGACCAAAGGUUCCAAGCCUGGCAAGAAAGGCAAAGGAGGCAAAGGGGACAAGGCGGGAGCCAACGGGGGCGGAGCCAACCCUGUCAAAACCUUACAGGGCGUCGCCAAGAAGCUGGGCCUGGGCAGUCUGUCUGCACGAUUGGAUGGAGUCAGAUAUGAAAAUGGAAAAAUCAAUAUCGUAAACAAGAAAUCUGGAAGCAAACCCAAAUUCAGUCAGAGAAAAUGCUCGUACCUUUGUGACGUUACUCUGAAAUCUGAAGAUGGGAAAGAGUUUCCAUGUCACAAAAGUGUCCUGUGUGCAAGACUGGAAUACUUCAACAGUAUGCUUGGAAACCCAUGGAUUGAGGCUACAUCCUGCUCUGCACUGGAGAUGCCCACCAGCUCUGAGGUUCUGCAGGUCAUUCUGGAGUACAUUUACACAGAUGAAUCUCCCACUAUUAAAGAGUCUCUUAACGUGGAGUUUGUGUGUAAUGUCCUGGUGGUGGCCGACCAGCUGCUCAUCACACGGCUGAAGGAGAUCUGUGAAGUGGCCAUCACGGAGAACUUGACUCUGAAGAACGCUGCUGAGCUGCUGGAGUUUGCUGCGAUGUACAACGCUGAUCAGCUGAAACUGUCUUGCCUCCAGUUCAUCGUCCUCAACAUCGCUGCCCUGCUGGAGUCAAAAGCGCUGGAUGUUCUUAGUGAUGAAGUGCUGUUGGACCUCUCUGCAGCGUACAGGAGGAUGAUCCCAGCCAUGCAAAGGAGGAUUAUCACUCCAUACCCGGGUGCUCCAGACCUCAGUAUUUAUGAGGAGGAAGAUCUGGACUCUGCAUUCAGCCCCAAACCAGAGGCUGAAGUCGAUCACUCCUGCCGGGAAAUAUUGUUAAAAAAGGCCAAGAUCAAAGCAAAAAAGAAACCGCGACGGCGCUCCGACAGCUCUGGGGGCUACACUCUGUCCGAUAUCAUUCACAGCCCCCCUGCUGCAGUGGUUCCUCAGAGCCUGGUGAAGUCGCAGAAGGCCAACUCCACCGAGUCCCUGACGGAGCUGCUCACGUCUGACUCAGAAGGCAGCUACAUGGGGGUGGGCAGCCCCCGGGACAUGCAGUCACCCACCUUCCACGACAGAGCUGAGGAUGAGAAAUCUUUCACUCAGAGGCUGAAGACCCCACCGACCACCCCUGUUUCCCUGAAGAAUGCCCCCCAGACGCCCCCCAGCUCUGCUCCUCAACUCAUCCCCAAGGUCCUCCCCUGCCCUGCUCGUCCACCUCCGGUCCUGGAUCUGAGAACCAUCAUGGACAUGGAAGCCAACUCUCUACAGACUCUAGGAGCUACUCCUAAAAGCCCCGGAAGUAAGCAUUCCCCCGCUGCCACUAAACUGUCCCAGAAGCAGAGGAAGAUGUUGGCUAUGGCUAACAAGGAGGCCACGGUGGAGCCCACGGCGUCCAAAUCAGCCCCCGCACUCACCCCCCCCUCCAAAAGCACUGGAAAGGCCUGGGCAUCAGCGGUCCAGUCUCCUCCCUCCUCAUGCUCCUUCCGGGCCUUACUGGAGGAGGAGGAGAACCGACUGCUCAGACUGGCUCAACCCAGCGUCCAGAGGGGUCCUGGUCCUGGUCCUGGUCCUGGUCCGGGCCCUCAGGGGUCUCCUGUUGGUACAUCCUCCACUCCCAGGAGAGUGACGUUCAGAUGUGCAGGCAGCAGAGAACCCGAGAGACCUGCCGGGCCCUGGGUGCUGAGAGCGGUGGGCAGCCCCCCCCUCCCCACCUCCCCCCUGGUGACCUUCGCCUCCAUCGUGGAGGAGGAGAAACAGCAGGAAGCCGCGCUGAUCCGCAGCCGAGAGAAGCCGCUGGCGCUGAUCCAGAUCGAGGAGCGGGCCAUCCAAGACCUCCUGGUCCAGUACGAGGCGCGUGACAACCCGGACGAGCUGAUAGUGGUGGAGAGGUCUUCCAGAGGUCCGAUGGCAGCGCCCACCUGGAACAAACACUGAUGUUUAACAGCAUGGCCGCCGCCGCUCGCAUUCCCGCAGAGUGACAUCAUCCCCCGCCGUUGGUAGCUUCCCAUCGAAACAUCAUGGCUUCCUCCAGUCCGUGCUGCGCCGCCUCAUCCUGCACGGUGUGAAAUGAGCCCGACCCAAAGCCAUGCUUCCGUUCUGCAGUGUUACUUUACAUAAGGGGGCGUCAAACUCAUUCAGGUUCCACAUACAGACCAAUAUGAUCUGAAGUAAAAUAAUAACAUAAUAACUAGGGCUGCGAUUAACAAUCAUUUUAACCCUUGUGUGGUG
Messenger RNA from Sphaeramia orbicularis (orbiculate cardinalfish), 5087 nucleotides. RefSeq names its product inhibitor of Bruton agammaglobulinemia tyrosine kinase (gene ibtk). The record is from RefSeq and is a predicted model, not a curated record. Bases 738 to 4793 code for a protein of 1351 amino acids. Gene Ontology annotation, molecular function: protein tyrosine kinase inhibitor activity; protein kinase binding. Gene Ontology annotation, biological process: negative regulation of protein phosphorylation. The transcript has 29 exons. Lineage: Eukaryota; Metazoa; Chordata; Actinopteri; Kurtiformes; Apogonidae. Gene Ontology annotation, cellular component: nucleoplasm; cytoplasm.